Umbelopsis ramanniana AG is the source of this 1170-nucleotide messenger RNA. RefSeq lists its product as uncharacterized. The transcript has 4 exons. The record is from RefSeq and is a predicted model, not a curated record. Lineage: Eukaryota; Fungi; Mucoromycota; Umbelopsidomycetes; Umbelopsidales; Umbelopsidaceae. The coding region runs from base 100 to 1086 and encodes 328 amino acids.
CGCUCUUGCUUUCAUUCAAGCCCUACACCUUCCUUUCAGCCAAGCAGCCAUAGAAACGUAUUCCAUCCACACUUUCCUUCAUUGACUCUCAUCUUUGGAAUGCGCAUUGCUGCUUUAUCCUUCCUCGCCGCUCUUGCAGCCGUUGUUGUUGAAGCUGCCCCCAACAACCUCGCCAUCACCGUUGCUUGUUCGACUCAAUACAUUGUGCAAGCUAACGACAAAUGUUAUAAGAUUGCUCACACCUAUAACAUUAAGGCUUCCGACUUGUUGAAGUGGAACCCUCAAGUCAACUCGGAUUGCACCAACUUGUACAUUGGUGAAAGACUUUGCUUGAGUGCUCCCAACACCGUCAAGAGUCUUGUUGCUACCAAAGGUUCUACCACCACCAAGAAGACUAGCACCAAGAAGACCACCACCACCACCAAGAAGCCUAGUACUACACCAAGAAAUCUAGCACCACCACCAAGAAGUCCAGCACUACCACCAAGAAGACAUCGACUACUAAGACCACCGCUACAAAGACUUCUUCGAUACACGUCAUUGUGCCUACAACUGCCCAAUGUGCUUCCGACGUCGACUGCCCAGGAAUUUACUGCUGCAACCUGUUCAAUCGCUUUGAACAGUAAAACCAGCUUCUGCUUGCUUUUGCCUCCCAGUGCCGGUAACAAGGCUAACAACAACAACAAGCAAGAUGUCGAGGCCAUUUCCGACAGUGAAGAUUAUGCUGUUUCCUUCUGUACCGUCGCCGAUGUCAAUGCUCCUCAGGCCCGUGCCAUGCCUGCUGGUUUCAUCACUUCCGCCAAUUACCAGACCAACUCUACCGCUGGAUUCAUUCAAGUCACUGGUACCAUUAACCCUGCUGCCUAUGGAUUGAGCACCAGCGACGAAGGUGGUCAGUAUGAUAAUCAUGGAAAUGGCAAGCCUGCUCACUCUGCUUGCGCUGGUUUCCCCUAUUACGUCCAAAUGGUUGAGCCCAACAUCAGCGGUUUCUGUAUCAGAUGCUGUACCAACUAUCAGGACUGCAACGCUUCUCGUAGUGCAUACGGUUGCCAUCGCGUUGUUCCUCCCCUUAGCAAAUCAGUGUAAAAUCUAGUAUAAUAAUAUAAAAAGUUAUGUUGAUAUUUUACAUUGAAGUGAUUGUCUGUAGUGCUCGGGUUAUUGAUUGAUUGA